AUGCCAAACAAUAAAUUGUCAUCAAUUCCAGAGACCGUCAGUAAAGGAGUAGCAGUAGAGGAGUCGGACAUAAGGUUUUUACCAAGCUUUUUCGUCACGUCUGAUAUUCUGGGUGAAAUUAUCAAAAGACGUCAUCAAUUACCUAAAACAUUCCCAAGUCAUAUUGUCUCGCAUCACAUAUCCAACCACUCCGUCUUUAACUGUGUAUGCGGCAGAGUAAGUGAUGCCUGUGUUUGUUGUGGUGCUCUACAGACUGAAGCUUCUAAAACACCUGUGAAGAAAUCACUCAUACUGUUUGCCGCUGGUGAUGUUGAACCGGCUACUUUCUGUGUAAACAUUACAUACCUACCUAAAAAGCAGCAGACAAAAAUGACAGGAUUUCUCACUCCUACUGUAAAUUCAGAGCCUGCAGAUACCAAGAAGACUUUUGAUCUGCUAAAGUGGCCCUUCAGUUUAAAUUCGUCACGAGUUCUGAUUUUGUAUGAUAACGAGCUGGUGCCGUUGGACUCACCCCCAGUCGUAUGUGCGGAUAACUCAAAAGAAGAUCCAGACCUAAUGUUGUGUGCCCAAUUAUCUGCGUUGCACUAUGGAUUGGAAACAGCCGGUGAUCAUCAAACUGUUUUCUCCGGGUGCUUGGAAGUAUCAAUUCUGGUACAGAAGCAAUGGCCCAUUAUCCGUUACCCUAAAGUUUGUUUCCGAGCCCAUCGUGGUGCAGCUGGAGAUUUAGAUCAAGCAGCCGUUGUAGCUGUUAAGUCAAAGUUGGAGGCUCUAAAAACGAAUCCUAGCAAAAGAACUGUUAACGUGACAACGGACAAUAUCAUAGCAUCUCAAAAUACAAAGUCGUCGAUGGAAAAUCAUCAUAAGGCAAAUCUCCCCAGCACCGAGGAGGCAAAAGACAAGGUGCCUGUUUUAGGUGAUGUUGCACAUCAAGGUGUUCCUUAG
Molecule: messenger RNA, 942 nt
Organism: Echinostoma caproni
Lineage: Eukaryota; Metazoa; Platyhelminthes; Trematoda; Plagiorchiida; Echinostomatidae
Source: the annotation of a GenBank genome assembly